Molecule: messenger RNA, 1569 nt
Organism: Sporisorium graminicola
Lineage: Eukaryota; Fungi; Basidiomycota; Ustilaginomycetes; Ustilaginales; Ustilaginaceae
Exons: 1
Coding region: 1-1569 (522 amino acids)
Cellular component (GO): box C/D methylation guide snoRNP complex; small-subunit processome
Molecular function (GO): snoRNA binding
Source: RefSeq, a predicted model, not a curated record
AUGUCGUCCGCUCCCACCCACAUCCUCUUUGAAUGCGCUACGGGAUGCGCCGUCUUCGAGGUUGCUGCCGUCGAGGAGAUCGGCUCGCUCACCCGUGCCGUUCAGGAGAGCGUCAAUGAAGUCAACACUUUCGGCAAGAUGGUCAAGCUUCUCUCCUUCUCUCCCUUCAAGAACGCCCUCGACGCACUUCAAGCCUCUCUUGACAUCUCGGAAGGUGUCGUCAACGACUACCUCAAGUCGCUCCUCACACUCAACCUGUCCUCUGGCAAGAAGAAGAGCGUCGUACUCGGUGUACAGGACAGGAACUUGGCUUCUUCCAUCGUCGGUGAGCUCGGCAUUCCCUGCGACACCGGCGAGACCUCGCUCGAACUCAUCCGUGGUGCACGACAGCAUGCUGAGAAGCUGCUCAAGGGUAUGGCUGAUGGCGAUCUGGCCAAGGCGCAGCUCGGUCUCGGUCACAGCUACUCGCGUUCCAAGGUCAAGUUCAACGUCAACAGGAGCGACAACAUGAUCAUCCAGGCCAUCGCUUUGCUCGACACCCUCGACAAGGACGUCAACACUUUUGCUAUGCGCGUUCGCGAGUGGUACGGCUGGCACUUCCCCGAGCUUGUCAAGCUGACCACCGACAACCUCACCUACGCCAAGCUCGCCAAGUUCAUCCGCAACAAGGAGCGUCUCUCGGAAGAGGACGUCGAGGACAUGACCGACAUUCUCUCCGGCGACGAGACCACCGCCAAGAACAUCCUCGAUGCUGCCCGCGCCAGUAUGGGUCAGGAGAUCGGCGAGCUCGACAUGCACAACAUCCUCAACUUUGCCGACCGCGUCAUCAACCUAGGCGAGUACCGCAAAAACAUGCACAAGUACCUCAUCGAGAAGAUGCAUCUCGUCGCGCCCAACCUUUCGGCGCUGCUCGGCGAGAUCAUCGGCGCACGUCUCAUCAGCCACGCCGGUUCGUUGACCAACUUGGCCAAGUACCCCGCCUCGACUGUGCAGAUCCUCGGUGCCGAGAAGGCGCUCUUCCGUGCGCUCAAGACCAAGGGCAACACGCCCAAGUACGGUCUCAUCUACCACGCCUCGGCCAUCGCACGUGCUGCGCCCAAGAACAAGGGCCGCAUGUCGCGUUUCCUCGCCAACAAGAUCUCGAUCGCUUCGCGUAUCGACUGCUUCUCCGACACGCCCACCACCAAGUUCGGUGAGGUGCUCGCCGUCCAGGUCGAAGAGCGUCUCGCCUUCUACGAGACCGGUAAGGCGCCAAGCAAGAACUCGGACGCCAUGAGCAAGGCCAUCAAGGCGAUCGAGGAGGCUGCCGGUGAUCUGAUGGACGAAGAUGCGGAUGACGAUGACGACAAGGAUGCCCAGAUGCCUGCCGCUGUCGGCGUGACAGAUCCAGCAGACAAGAAGAGCAAGAAGGACAAGGAGUCCAAGAAGGAUAAGAAGUCCAAGUCGAAAUCCUCGGACUCGGACAAGAAGAAGGACGUCGAAAAGGCGGCCAAGAAGGCGGCCAAGGAGUCUUCCAAGAAGGACAAGAAGGAAAAGAAGGACAAGAAGGACAAGAAGGAAAAGAAGUAG